AUGUCUGCAGCAGGCGAAGCCUUUGCAGAUGCCGAGGAAGCCAAAGAGCUGGCAACCGAGAAGCGUGAGAAGGCGACCCACUUGGAGGAGGAUGCUGCGGACCAGGCAGCGAAAGCCGAGAAGCUGCAAGAGCAGAUCGAAGCCAAGAAGCGAGAGCUCCAGGCCCUCACGCAGGAGGUUGAAGAGGUCAAGGAUGAGGCCGAACGCCUGAAGCAGGACGCCGAGGCUGCGGCGCAAGAAGCCACCGAUGCCGAGGCUGCGGCGAAGGAGAAAGAAGAACUCGCUGAAACUGCAAAAGCCAAGGGCGAAGAGAAUGCAGCAGCGCUCGCAGAGUUUGACAAGAAGUAUGGCAUGGGCCCAGAGGCUCCGGCCAACGAUACUCAGAAAGCUGCGGAAGCUCCGGCCAAGGAGGGGGCCAACAACGCAGAGGAAGGUUCAGAAGAUUCCUAUGACGAGAGCGAGGAAGAAGAGGAGGAGGUUGACGAGAGUGCCUCUGAGAGUGAGGGCAAGGGCAAGCCGAGGGCACAGCCCCAGAAUGAUGCUCCGCCACGGAGGGGGAGGCCAGCCGCCUCCCCGCGUAGGGGGCGUGCUCCUUCCGAGCGCGCGCCGGAUCGAGAUCGUGGCAACCAUGCCUACAGAGGCGAGCGAGAAGCGCGGGAUGGCCAUGAUGGUCGCGACGGCCGCGACAGGCGGGAUGGCCGCGAUGGCCGCGAUGGCCGCGAUGGGCGAGAUGGGCGAGAUGGCCGAGAUGGGUGGCGAGAAAUGCGGCCGCGAGAGCGCCGGAGAUGA
Messenger RNA from Symbiodinium pilosum, 789 nucleotides. The record is from the annotation of a GenBank genome assembly. Lineage: Eukaryota; Dinophyceae; Suessiales; Symbiodiniaceae.